AUGCUUUUAAGGAACGACCCGCCGGCCUCAAAUGGCCAGUCUGCUCCGGAACCACUGUCAUUUUGUACGGCAUGUGCACAUCUGAGUCAGCAAGGUGCGACCCAGGCUCCUGUCGUUCACGAAUUUCACAACAUAACAGUGGGAGAUUAUGGAAAGGCAAUAAUCUCAUGCCAACCAGGAGCAACAAUGAAAAUUGGCAACGUUACGGGGGGCCGCGAGAGUGUGCUGGUUAUUGGGAGUUUUUCCCCAGGGAGUUUUUUCCCAGAGGCUGGUGUGAACGCACCAACAUCGCCACCAGAAACGAGACUAUGUGCACUAGAGGCGAUUGACAAAGCGGAAAAACUGGAAACCGGCGCUAAAUUCGGAGGUUUUAGACUGGACGAGAAGAGGGCUCUUUUUCUUAGCGAUCUCACGUGCAAUGCGAAGAGACAGGAAUUGGAGCAAUGCUUGAAAGAUGUUGGUAGCGACUGGGAUAUGUCAAUUUGCACAGAAGUGUACGUUUCCCUGCUAGCGCAUUGUAAGAGAUGGCUCAAGAAAGGAGUCAAUGGGCCUGUAGUGUGUCCUAACUGGCUUUGGGCGGUGCGAGAGGAUAUAUAUGAGGACAUUCAGAAACCUGAGCCUGGUCGUCUGGAACGGAUGCGAACAUGGGUACAGCAAGCCCCGACAUGCUCACUCAAGAGAGGCAAAUGGGCCGAUCACAUUUUGUUGUCUCUGUGGGAAGAAGCAGAGAGACAGCAUGAUAAUUACCUGUCCACGAUGGUUGCUUUUACGUUGACAUAUAAGGAAUCAUGUCAGAAAAUGCCUAUUUAA
Messenger RNA from Colletotrichum truncatum, 810 nucleotides. RefSeq lists its product as uncharacterized. Lineage: Eukaryota; Fungi; Ascomycota; Sordariomycetes; Glomerellales; Glomerellaceae. The record is from RefSeq and is a predicted model, not a curated record.